AUGCUGGGGGGUUUAGCUCAAGGCAUCAAAUAGAUAGACAGAUUUGGUGUAAUAUUUCGACCAUCUGUUAUAGAUCUUAAUCCUGAGUACAAAUCAAUAUUUGGGGGAAUUGCUACUUUAUUCUUGUAUGGCUCGUGUCUGGCUUAUUUCUGUUAUUAAAUCAUUCAGUGGUAAAGUAAUACUCUAUUACCAAAAAUAACAAGUAUUUAAACUUCAUAAGCUGAAAAAUAUUUCUACAUGUAGGAUACCAUUUCUUCAUUUUAUAUGAGAAAAAGUUAUAGAGAAAAUGAAAUGGAUCCGUUUGACCCUUAAAAUAUCAUAUUACAACCAAUCCUUUCGAAAUUUUCAAACCAAUAAUUAGUUGAGUCGAAAUCAUUUGAAUUUAAUUCAAAAUCCAGUCGAUACAAUAAUUCAGAAAUAAUCCUGGAGAAUUUAGAAUUAAAUUUGAAUUUAGAGAAUUCAAAUGAUAACCCCUAAAUUGAUUACAUAUUAUCCUUUGGCACGUGCAUUGAUUUAUUUCUACUGGAAGGGCAAAAGUGUGCAAAUUAAUCAAUGGUGGAUAUUUACAUGAAAUAAUAAGGACAUGCAAUGCUCAUGAAUAAUUAUGUUAAAGAGUAUAAUCCAAAAAGUAUGUAAGUUGAAAAUGUGAAAAAGUAAUCAUUAACAAUGCUGAAUAAUGAUACAACCAUGUAUUUUCAGAGUCAAAUAAGAAUAUCAAAGACAACUGUUGAUUAAGGAUUCUUAUUUCCUUCUGAAACUAUAAAAGAAUUCCCAGUUGAUAUGGUCUUAAUAUCCUAAUCUGUAGACACACUGAGUUUUUCAACUAUAUUCCAUAGAGCCACAUAUUUGGUUUUAGCUUAUAGUUUGAGUGAAAUAGCGUAAGAGUAGUUUAUCGAGUAUCCAAAACUAUCAGAAGUGUUGGCAGAUAUUGGAUCGAUUGUUUCUAUUAUAUUGGUAUUGUCACAUUUGUGCUUAUUGGUAAAUGAGUAAAAAUUAGAAAAGGAAUGUGUUGAAAAGAUAAUUCGAAUGUAUUAUCCAGAAAUGGCUAAUAUAAAAUUCAAGUAUAAUUGGUAUGGUAAAAUUAUUGAUAUUCUAUAAAAUGGAUUAUCCAUUAACAAAGCUGAGUUUUUAUAAUAUUAUUAUGAGAUUCAAAGAGUAGCGAUUAAAAAACUUAGCAUUGCCAAUAUAAUUUAUACUUAAGCAAAAAUGUAAUUUUUAAUUUAAUCAACCUACAACUAGAAUGAGCUUAAAUAUGCUCAUAAAGUUGGAAUAAGGCUUAAAUCAUUUCCAAAAGUUUAAGAUCAAGCAAACCUUGAAGAAAAUAAUAAAAAUGUGCCUAUGGAAAAUAUUUAGAUAUAUGAUGUUUCACAUAUGGACUCAAUUGAUUAAAAUGAAAACCUGGGAUCACCUAUCAGAAAGUAAACAAUAUAAAUUGAGAAUUCAAAAAUUAUGUUCAUAAAAUAACCAAAUGAAUGCCAUGUUUUAAAUGAUGCAGACUUUCGCCUAUUCACAAUUGAUGAAUCGAUCUUUAAUAAUACUGACCUAAAUAAACAGGAAGGCUAUUUUGAGAAAAACUUUAUAGAAUUAUGA
Messenger RNA from Paramecium octaurelia, 1590 nucleotides. The record is from the annotation of a GenBank genome assembly. NCBI's taxonomy places the organism in Eukaryota, Ciliophora, Oligohymenophorea, Peniculida, Parameciidae.